CAAAGCAAAACAAACUUUUAAAGCAGUACUUCCUAAUAAAACUUACGACGAAAAUAUAUAACAUAGCAGAUAGUUCUCAUUUCAACAAUUUCUGUAUAAAAAAAAAGUUUAAACAUUCAAUAUGAUAGAAAAGAAAACCGAGAAAGUGAAACAUGAAACAAAACCGCGUGAUGAUGGAGUUGAUUUGGAAAAUCAGUUUAUACUUCGAUUACCUGAGGAGCCGGCCAAAGCAUUACAUGAGGCUCUUCUAACUGGUAGUAUUAAGGACAGGAUGACAAUUAAAAUGGAUAACGAACUACGGUAUGGCGAACUGCGUUUUGAUCAUUGGCUAUUACAUGCUAAGGUGGUCGAUUUACCAACAAUCAUAGAAUGUCUUAAAACUAUAGACAGCAAAAAUUUCUACAAAUCCGCCGAUAUCUGUCAACUGAUGAUCUGCAAAGAAGAACCUGAUGCAUUGGAUUCGGAGAAAGAGUCUCCAAACAAAGGCAAAAAGAAGGAUCCUAAUAAGGUCGACAAGAAAUAUUUGUGGCCACAUGGAAUUACACCUCCAUGUAAAAAUGUACGUAAAAGGCGAUUCCGUAAAACUUUAAAAAAGAAAAAUGUUGAAGCUCCUGAAAUUGAGAAGGAAGUCAAACGUCUCUUGCGUAUAGAUAACGAUGCUGUCAAAGUAGAUUUCGAAAUCAUAAAUGAAGAUUUGGACAAACGUUCUUUAGAGCAGCAGUCUAAGGAUUACAACGAAGGAGAAGAAGAAUACAACUAUGAGGUCAUUAAUGAAGGUGAUAAAAAUAAUGACUCUUCCUCUCAGAAAGACAUAAAUGUUGAAUCCGAUGGCGAUGAUGAAGAAUUGCCAUCUGGUUCCGGACCGAUUGGUGGUGUUGGUGAGCAUGAUAUAUUUGGUGAAGAAGUCUCUUCCUCAGAUGAUGAUGAGGACAUGCGACGGGACACAUCUCGUAUUCAAGAUAUCGAGGAAAUGUCAAGAUUAUCUGCAGACGAUUCUCGCUUGUCAGAUUUCUCAAUUGGUGGUAAUGUUGGUGGGGACGCUGCUGCCAAAUCAAGCGGUAUGGGUGGUGCUGGUAACGACAAUGCCAAUGGUAUAAAUAUUUCAAAGGAUAGCGCAACUGAAUUUGAAAAAUCAAUGUUUGGCAGUCCAAAAACUGACGCGGAUGACAUGGUGUCCAAAUUCAGUGGUUCAAAUUCAAAUUUGGCAGCUCCAAGCGGUUAUUAUGAAGAACAAAAACGUAAUGAAUACGAUGACGACUUUUCAAGCGAGGCUAAUACUGUAUCGACUCAUCUAAACUCCGAGCAGAUACAGAUGAGGAUAGCUGAACUACGUAGACAGUACGAAGAACUCAAAGCUCAACAUACACAAAAGGCACAAGAAAUAUCAUCUAUUCAAAAUCCAACACUAAAACAACGUAUGCAGGAAACCCUAGAUAACUUGCAAAACCAAAUGGAUGACAAGGAAUCGGAGAUUAAAAACUAUGAAAAUAUGAUGUAAACAAAAAUGAAUGCAAAACCAUUAAAAUUGUAUUAAUAAAAUUGCUUGUUUUUCUAAAAAGUUUA
Molecule: messenger RNA, 1563 nt
Organism: Bactrocera tryoni
Lineage: Eukaryota; Metazoa; Arthropoda; Insecta; Diptera; Tephritidae
Gene: Taf7
Product: transcription initiation factor TFIID subunit 7
Exons: 3
Coding region: 122-1498 (458 amino acids)
Biological process (GO): transcription initiation at RNA polymerase II promoter; RNA polymerase II preinitiation complex assembly
Cellular component (GO): transcription factor TFIID complex
Molecular function (GO): RNA polymerase II general transcription initiation factor activity
Source: RefSeq, a predicted model, not a curated record